GUGUAGUUCAGUAAGCUCAACUGCAAAACCUGAAGAGGCGUGCGGUUCAAGCGAAACACUCGAAAGAGCAGUGUCCCUCACCCCAACCACCGCCCCCACAAAUCCCUUCUUUCUCACACUCAAAUACCCUCUCAACAUUUUCUUGCACAAACCCAAACCAUCCUUCGCCGGCUCUGUAUUUCUGUUCAGCUGCCAAAAAGAUCAGAACUUGAGACUUUUCUGGGGUUUUCGUUGACUUAAUUGGGGUGUGUUUGGCGGGGAAAAGUUUGGGUGGUUGAUUGAAUGGGAGUAGAGAUUAAUACCGCAAGGGGAACAAUUCAUGAGGGUGAUGAGGAAGUCCUAUAAAGAUUCACUCAAAGCGCUUGAAGCCGAUAUUCAACAUGCCAAUACCUUGGCUUCUGAUUACCCAAGAGAAUAUGAAGGGGCUUGCCUUCAGAUGAGGCUUUCUUAUAGUCCCUGUGCUCAUGUCUUUCUGUUUCUUGUUCGGUGGACUAAUUGUCAUCUCGCGGGUGCAUUAGGAUUGCUCAGGAUCCUAAUAUAUAAGGCUUAUGAGGAUGGCAAGACGAGUAUGUAUGUGCAUGAACGAAAAGCUACUAUUAAAGAGUUUUAUGGGGUAAUAUUCCCGUCUCUUUUGCUACUCCAACGGGGCAUAACUGAUGUCGAAGACAAGAAACAGAGAGAGCUCUGUGCAAACAAAUACAGCAAAAGGGACGAGACAAGCAAGGGCAAGAUUCCCGAGGUUGAAAUCGAGAGGGAGGAAGAGUGUGGAAUCUGCAUGGAGUUGAAGACGAAGGUUGUUUUGCCGGACUGCAAUCAUUCUUUAUGUAUGAAGUGCUAUAGGAAGUGGCGUGCUCGAUCACAGUCAUGCCCGUUUUGUCGGGACAGUCUGAAAAGGGUGGACUCGGGCGACCUCUGGAUCUACACACACAAUAGCGAAAUUGCAGACUUGGGUGCAAUUGCAAAGGAGAAUUUGAUGAGACUUAUCAUAUACAUAGAGAAGCUGCCUCUCAGCAUUCCAGAUCCAACACUUGUUUCCUAUGAUCCUUGCUUUAGAUAAUGCUUAAUAUUAAGGGGUGAUUUAAUUUGUACAUAUAACAACAAUGGUUUUUUUUUUUUUUAUUGCUUCUUUGCUUCAGAACUUUAUUACAGUAUAGGUGUGUUGGCCAUUGCCAGCAAAGGUUGAUAUGAUUUCUGCAGUGUAAUUAUUUCAUUGUUAAUGUACAAAUGGAUUCUUUUCAAGAUUUUAUGCUUGCCUGAA
This is a messenger RNA of Ipomoea triloba (trilobed morning glory), 1258 nucleotides long. RefSeq names its product E3 ubiquitin-protein ligase AIRP2. Bases 320 to 1057 code for a protein of 245 amino acids. Gene Ontology annotation, cellular component: cytosol. Gene Ontology annotation, molecular function: ubiquitin protein ligase activity. The transcript is spliced from 5 exons. NCBI's taxonomy places the organism in Eukaryota, Viridiplantae, Streptophyta, Magnoliopsida, Solanales, Convolvulaceae. Gene Ontology annotation, biological process: protein ubiquitination. The record is from RefSeq and is a predicted model, not a curated record.